UCAUUCAUUUCUUCAUUUCUGAUCACAGACUCCUCUUUCUCUUAGGCAACAUGGAGACAAAAUGGCUACUUCUUUUGACAAUGGCGAUUUUAUCUUUAUUAGUUUUUGUGCAUGGAGAUGAAGAGAUGUCUUCGGUAAAGCCGAUAGUGAAAAUCGUGAAGGGCAAGAAGCUGUGCGACAAGGGGUGGGAGUGCAAAGGGUUCUCAGAGUAUUGUUGCAACCAAACCGUAUCUGAUUAUUUCCAAACCUAUCAAUUUGAGAACCUUUUCUCAAAGCGUAACACACCUGUGGCUCAUGCAGUAGGGUUCUGGGAUUACCAUUCUUUCAUCACUGCGGCUGCUUUGCAUCAGCCUAAGGGUUUUGGUACAACAGGAGGGAAGCUUAUGGGCCAGAAGGAAGUCGCAGCUUUUCUCGGCCAUGUAGGGAGCAAAACCUCAUGCGGUUAUGGAGUGGCCACGGGCGGUCCAUUGGCUUGGGGUCUUUGCUACAACAAGGAAAUGAGCCCUAGCCAAACAUAUUGUGAUGAAAGCUUCAAAUUCACCUAUCCAUGCACUCCUGGAGUUUCAUAUCAUGGCCGUGGUGCCUUGCCUCUUUACUGGAACUACAACUAUGGAGAAACCGGAGAGGCCUUAAAGGUGGAUCUGUUGAACCAUCCAGAGUAUCUAGAAGACAACGCGACAUUGGCCUUCCAAACUGCAAUUUGGAGGUGGAUGACUCCGGUGAAGAAGCAUCAGCCUUCGGCUCACGAUGUCUUUGUUGGUAAAUGGAAACCCACCAAGAAUGAUACCGUGGCCAAGCGGGUUCCUGGUUUUGGCACCACCAUGAAUGUUCUCUAUGGAGAUCAAGUUUGUGGCAACGGUGACGAUCAUGAAUCCAUGAACAACAUUAUGUCCCAUUACUUGUACUACCUUGACCUGAUGGGCGUUGGGCGUGAAGAGGCAGGACCCAAUGAAGUGCUCGGCUGUGGCCAACAAAAGGUUUUCAACCCAUCAUCUUCCUCUUCCUCUUCAUCAUCUUCUUAAGCUUAAUUAGUAAGUCCUUGAUGGUGAUGAAUAAGAUCGCACGUGAGCUAAUCUUCGAUAAGGGAGUGGGCAAGUGUUAUUUUUGGAGAAUGAAUAUUCAAAACUUUGAUAUUAAUCUUCAAUUGUGUGUAGCUCUAUAUGUUAGCAUAGAAAAAGUAUAAUAUUGUAUAUUGAUUUGCUACUUCCUUUUGUUGCGUAAAUUUUGAGAUAUUAUUCUACCAAA
Pistacia vera is the source of this 1245-nucleotide messenger RNA. Its product is annotated as chitinase-like protein 2. Lineage: Eukaryota; Viridiplantae; Streptophyta; Magnoliopsida; Sapindales; Anacardiaceae. Bases 51 to 1022 code for a protein of 323 amino acids. The transcript has 3 exons. Gene Ontology annotation, biological process: carbohydrate metabolic process; chitin catabolic process; cell wall macromolecule catabolic process. The record is from RefSeq and is a predicted model, not a curated record. Gene Ontology annotation, molecular function: chitinase activity.